GAUUAGUGUUUUUGGUAGAUACCAUGCAAUAGGCUAAAAUUUCAGUGUAAUGACUGUAACUCUGGAGGGAAGGCCCAUCAGCACAUAGCCUUUUGGGUUUUUUAUACCUCACCGGGGUCUACCUAAUACACAUGGUCCGAACUUGAAAGCGGCUUGACAGUACAAACCGUUCCAUUGUUAGAGAUUACUUAUUUGAUAGUCCUGAACAAGAGUAAUGAAUUGAUCUCUAUAGAAUAUAACUCCGUUUCGUUAGGUUUUCGGGGAAUGAUUCUCAAUUAAAAGUCACUGGACAUAUUUUUUGCCUGAAAAAAGUUAUUAGAUAUUUUUGGCGUGUUUUGCUCAAGAUUAGCUGAUUUUUUACCACUGCAGACUAUCAAGUAUCCGAUCUUCUGUAAAAAUUUCAAGCAAAAAUAUUAAAUAUUAAACGAAAUAUGUUGGAGACAGUUUUCAAACAGUCACUGUAUAAAGUGUGAAAAGAACAUUAAUUUUCACUAAAUAGAAACAUCAGGCCAACAUUAAACUGUUCAGAUAUGAACGAGGAAAUACAAAGCGACGUCUAUCAGACAGAAAAUAAUCGAUGUCAUUGUAAAACCAGCUGCAACCAAUGUUAAGCAAUACAAAAAAUAUAACAGAGAAAGAAAUAUAAAAUCAAGUCGUUUUUCUUCCCUAUCAAAACAUAUAUGGAUAUGGAUACUUACUCGCUGGUAUCUUUUAAUCUGAAUUUUUGAAGUUCGUCUCAGAUAUUCUCUGACGAUCUAGAUAGUCAAUCAAAUAUAACAAUCAAACGUGUUGAGUAUCCCCUGUUAUGGAUAAUAGAAAAUUGUUAAGUAAUAUUUUGACUGAACUUUCUUUUUGAGGAAAUCAUAUCUUCGCAAAGAAGUAUAUCUGAACAACUACCAUGAUAAAGACAAAUAUUACCAUUGCAACGUUAGGAUUCUUAAGUCAAAAUAGGAAAAAGAAUGGAAGAUAUAUUUUAGCAUAGUUGCAGAAGUGCAAAAGAUUUAUUUCAUUAAACCACUAGCAUCGUAAAUGAAAAGAAUAUAGAAUGUGAAUCGAGAUUUUACUAAUUCUUUUUCGUUUUGUUUCCACAAAAAAGAACGAGUAAAAUCGAUUCACAUUCUACAUUCUUCCUAUUUACGAUGCUGGAGAUCUAUUAUCUGUAUUUAUGUAGACUGUUCAAAUAUUUUAAAUCGAAAUGUAUGGAAUGCGAUUAAACCAAUCAAGCGUGACAAUUUACCUAUACCAGUUUCAUCUAUUGUCGUACAUGAAUUACGUGAGUUAUUAAAUAAUCAAAGUGUGACACAACAAGGUUGUGCACGAUAUAUAAAUGCACUUCAGAAUUAUGAUAUGAAUCAAAGAAGUUAUGAUGAUAUUGGAUAUAAUUUUAUUAUUUGUGGUGAUGAUGAAAAUGAUAACACUAGUCAACAACAAAUUUAUACUGGAAGAGGAUGGAAAAGUUCAGGAGCCCAUUGUAUUCCAUACAAUGGUAUUGCUAUUGGUCCUAAUUAUACGAAUGAGAAAUCUCUGAAUACAUUUGAAUCGUUAAUGGAAUGUGGUAUAACAAAUAAAUUCAUUGAACAAAAUUAUACACUCGUAGGACAUCCUGAUACUCUAAAUAUUUAUAAAUUUUAUUUGAAUUAUUUCAAGAAUAAUACACAAACACAACAUAUUUGCCAGCCACGUCCGUCUAACAACGAUACAAUCGCCGAAGCUCGAAGAAAAAGUUGA
Messenger RNA from Didymodactylos carnosus, 1728 nucleotides. Lineage: Eukaryota; Metazoa; Rotifera; Eurotatoria; Philodinida; Philodinidae. The record is from the annotation of a GenBank genome assembly.